UUGAGCAUGGAGGCGGCCGUGAGUAUCGGAACGGGCUCGGUCAAAGGUGGGAACAGCAAGUGCGAGGAGGAGGAGAAGAAGGGGAAGGUCCAGGGGAGCUUCCAUGAGACGUAUCGGGAACGCCACGUGGAGGUGGACGGAGGAAACAGCACGACUGACGUGCUCUUCUCCGGCAGUGAUGCCAAGGUCUUCUCGGCCUGGAUUGAGAGUCUCAAAGGGAACCCUGGCCCGGUGUCCUAUUCGCUGCAACCCAUCCACAACUUGCUGGAGCAGGACGACCCCAAGCAGGAGGCGCUGAGGCGGGCAGUCAGUGAGUACAUCCGUGAGAGGGCCCUGAUGUGGAAUUGCACCCGAAGCUGCCCUCUGGGGACUCAACGCAGUGCCCACGACCCCUGCUCCUGCGUCUGCCCCGGGGAUGCCACGACCAACACCAUGUGCUGCUCGCGGGAGCGCGGCCUGGGGAAGCUGAUGGUGACAGUGAAGAAGGCCAGUGGCCUGUGGGGGGAUUACUUUACCGCUACGGAUGCCUUUGUCAAGGUCUUCUUUGAGAGAAGGGAGAUCCGGACCGGCACCAUCUGGAACAACAACAAUCCCGUCUGGAACAUCCACUUGGACAUCGGUACCGUCCACAUCACCAGCACCAGCAAGAUCCGCAUAGAGGUCUGGGACGAGGACAGCAAGUGGGACGAUGACCUCCUCGGAGGCUGCGACAUCCCGCUGGAGGCUGGGGAGCUCCACCAGAAGGAUUGCUACAUGAACCAUGGCCGCAUCUGGUUCCAGUACAGCCUGCGCUGCGGGCCCCACCUUGGUGGUCGGAGCUGCUUCGACUAUGUCUCCCAGCCGUCCCAGCUGGGAACAGCCAAGGGGAAGGAGGCGGAGGCCUUCUGGUGA
Messenger RNA from Terrapene triunguis (Three-toed box turtle), 891 nucleotides. RefSeq names its product perforin-1-like. Lineage: Eukaryota; Metazoa; Chordata; Testudines; Emydidae. The transcript has a single exon. The record is from RefSeq and is a predicted model, not a curated record. The annotation marks the transcript as partial.